AUGCUCGUCGGCCUCCCCGGUGGCGCAAUCAGCUUCGUGACAAUCUGGGCCAGCGCCCUCAUCCCGCGAUUCUUCCCAGGCACGCGAGUCUACACCUCCAUCGGUCUCUCGCUCGUCCCGCUCCUCGGAUCCGCCAUGCUCCUCGCGCUGCCACUGCACGGCGCAGAGUGGGGCAUUGUGGCAAGCACCUGGCUCGCUGCUUGCUGCAGUUCUCUCCUAAGCUCCACGGCGUCCAUGAUGGCGUCCAAUGUCAAGGGGAAUACCAAGAAGAGUGUGGUUAGCGCUGGGUUCUUUAUCGUGUACUGCGUUGGGUGUAUUGUCUCCCCGCAGGCCUGGACGGAGGGGGAUGCGCCGCGGUAUACCAAGGGGUGUAUACUGAGUAUUGCGAGCUGGGUGGGGUUGAUUAUCACGUAUGCUGUGUAUGGGGUUGUUUUGAAGAGGGAGAAUGCGACGAGAGACCGGCUUGCCGCGGAGGGAAGAUAUGAGUAUGAUGUUGGUGGCCAUGAUGGAGGCGCGGAGGCGGUGCAGAUGGGUGUUGCGGUUGAUUCUGACUUGACGGAUGUGCAGGACAAGGCGUUCCGUUAUAACUUGUAA
This is a messenger RNA of Colletotrichum lupini, 594 nucleotides long. RefSeq lists its product as uncharacterized. Lineage: Eukaryota; Fungi; Ascomycota; Sordariomycetes; Glomerellales; Glomerellaceae. Gene Ontology annotation, biological process: allantoate transport; dipeptide transport; tripeptide transport. The transcript has a single exon. Gene Ontology annotation, cellular component: plasma membrane. The coding region runs from base 1 to 594 and encodes 197 amino acids. Gene Ontology annotation, molecular function: dipeptide transmembrane transporter activity; allantoate transmembrane transporter activity. The record is from RefSeq and is a predicted model, not a curated record.